This is a messenger RNA of Raphanus sativus (radish), 1126 nucleotides long. RefSeq names its product aquaporin PIP2-2. The transcript is spliced from 4 exons. Gene Ontology annotation, molecular function: water channel activity. Gene Ontology annotation, cellular component: plasma membrane. The record is from RefSeq and is a predicted model, not a curated record. Gene Ontology annotation, biological process: transmembrane transport. Lineage: Eukaryota; Viridiplantae; Streptophyta; Magnoliopsida; Brassicales; Brassicaceae. Bases 58 to 909 code for a protein of 283 amino acids.
UCUCUUCACCAUCAUAAUAACCAAAAACACAUUUUUCUCUAAAAGAAAUAAUAUUAAAUGGCGAAAGAUGUGGAAGGAGCAGAGGGAGUCACAGCGAGGGACUACGAAGAUCCACCGCCUACUCCCUUUUUCGACGCGGAGGAGCUCACGAAGUGGUCUUUGUACAGAGCCGUCAUCGCCGAGUUCGUAGCCACUCUCCUCUUCUUAUACAUCACCGUUUUGACUGUCAUCGGCUACAAGAUUUCCUCCGACACUAAGGCCGGAGGCGAUGAAUGCGGUGGCGUCGGAAUCCUCGGCAUCGCCUGGGCUUUCGGCGGCAUGAUUUUCAUUCUUGUCUACUGCACCGCCGGUAUCUCAGGUGGUCACAUAAACCCGGCGGUGACGUUCGGCUUGUUCUUGGCCCGCAAGGUAUCGCUGGUUAGAGCGGUGCUAUACAUGGUGGCUCAGUGUUUGGGUGCCAUAUGUGGAGUUGGGUUCGUGAAAGCCUUUCAAAGCGCUUACUACGUGCGUUACGGCGGAGGAGCAAACUCUCUGGCCGAUGGAUACAGCACAGGGACAGGACUCGCCGCAGAGAUCAUUGGAACUUUUGUUCUUGUCUACACUGUGUUCUCCGCCACAGACCCCAAAAGAAAUGCACGUGACUCCCACGUUCCCGUGUUGGCGCCACUUCCGAUUGGAUUUGCGGUGUUCAUGGUUCACUUGGCCACUAUUCCGAUCACCGGAACCGGUAUUAACCCGGCCAGGAGUUUCGGAGCCGCGGUUAUCUACAACGAGUCCAAGCCGUGGGAUGACCACUGGAUAUUCUGGGUGGGACCAUUCAUUGGAGCCGCCAUCGCUGCAUUUUAUCACCAGUUCGUUCUAAGAGCUUCCGGUUCCAAGUCCCUUGGGUCCUUCAGAAGUGCGGCCUAAGGAAACAAUUACAAAAUGGUUGUUAUGGUGUGUGUACAAAUUUGGCAAGUUCUAAAACUGUGCUCUCUGUUUUUUUUCUUUUGCCUUUCCUAAUUUGUGGCAUCAGUGUGGGAUAUAAGUGAAUGCUUGUGUGAUGGGGGAAAAUAAUCUUACUGAAAUCAAAUUUGUUUUUGUCUCAACAUUUACAAAAGAAAAAAUGUUAGUAAGAUUUCAGAUA